Molecule: messenger RNA, 1392 nt
Organism: Ostrinia nubilalis (European corn borer)
Lineage: Eukaryota; Metazoa; Arthropoda; Insecta; Lepidoptera; Crambidae
Product: 18S rRNA aminocarboxypropyltransferase
Exons: 2
Coding region: 523-1263 (246 amino acids)
Biological process (GO): maturation of SSU-rRNA
Molecular function (GO): rRNA small subunit aminocarboxypropyltransferase activity
Source: RefSeq, a predicted model, not a curated record
UUCUCAGAUUAAUGUUUGUUUACAUCAUGUUUACAUUUUUAUCUAAAUAGAUUAAGACUUACCUAUAUUUGCCUAAAUUUAAUUUCAUAACAAAUGGACGAAGCGCGCUGUCGGGCUCGGCAUGCUACCAGUCGCAAAUGUGCCGCAGUGACGAAACGGAUAGUGUGUUCUGUGUUGUCUAAAAACAGUAACCGUGCCAUCUAAUAAUAUGGCAUGUAGAAAAUAUUGUGCUGUCUUUGGUUGCAUGAAUUCCUCAUUAUCGCACCCAGAAACAACUUUUUUUAAAUUACCUGGAAACACCGAAAGGCCAAUCCGUUCAUCUCUAAUGCCGUAAAGUUGAAAGAACAAGAAAAGAAAAACAAUUUGACACUGACAUUUUUGACAGUUCUGGCAGCUGACAGUUUGUGUGUGAGUUACAAAGUGAGGUUAUGUUUUGGUUUGAUGGUACAAAACAAAGUAACUUUUACCAAAAAUACAGCGGUAAUUCGUUAAUUUACGUAUUUGACAAAAAUUUAAUAAACAAUGCCACCAAAAAAGAGAGGCACCGUUCAUAACCGACGCACAAACCAUCAUGUUAAACGAGAUUACGCCGAGAAAUUCAAUGACCUGAGUAUCCAGUCGUCGUCAGAAGAAUCAAAUGAAAACGAGAGCUCAGGGAGUUCAGAUGACGAGGGUGUUCCACCCACCUUCAAUAUCAGCAUGUGGGAUUUAAAUCACUGUGACCCUAAAAAGUGUUCAGGAAGAAAACUCGCUAGACAUAACCUCAUCAAGAACUUAAAACUUGGACAACGCUUUCCAGGACUCGUAUUGUCUCCUGUUGGUACUCAGUGUGUGAGCCCGGCCGAUAAGAAUAUAAUAGAAAAGUUUGGACUAGCUGUGAUAGAUUGCUCCUGGGCGAAAAUCGAUGAAACCCCAUUUGACCGUAUGAAAUCAAAUCAUCCAAGAUUGUUGCCAUUUUUAGUCGCUGCAAACCCCAUAAAUUACGGAAAGCCGUACCAGCUUAGCUGUGUUGAGGCAUUGGCAGCGGCUAUGGUUAUUACAGGCCAAAAGAAAGCGGCACAAUUUUAUUUAGGAAAAUUUUCAUGGGGCCAUUCUUUCUUGGAAUUAAACUCUGAAGUAUUAGAUCUGUAUUCUAAAUGUACUGACAGUAAGAGUGUGAUAGAAGCACAGAACACCUUCUUAGAGAAUGCAAAUAAAGAAAGAGACUCAAAACCUAUGUGGCCUCCGAGUGAUUCUGAGACUGAGUCAGAUGAUAGUUCAUAGUAAUUUUACAUUUAAUAGUGAUGUUAUUCAUGUAAUGUUAUUAUGUAUUUGUAAAUAAUUGUAAAAGUAUCAAUAUAUUUAAGCAAUAUUUACCUCAAAUGUAAUAAAAUAGGUGCGAUUUAUUUAAAA